AAGGCACCUCUUUUUAACGUGAGGGGGAGAGACACGCCGUGUGAGGGGUGGGAAGGAGUGGACCUACCCACCACCAUCGUCACCAUCACCAUCACUCCUCCUUUCCAUUCUCAUUGAUUUAUAUUUUUUUUUUGUUCGUUAUGCGUUAUGUAUUUUCCUAUGUUUUUAUUGUUUGAUUGUAAAUCUUCCCAACAUAGGCCACGAUCCUUUCAUUUCCACCCCAACCUUAACUUUCCUUCUUUGCCCUUUCUCUCUCUCAAACCCUGUACAGGUAGACGGCGAUCUCGCGGGACGGCGGUGAUUUCCUGGAUUCAGAGCUGGGUUUAGCACUAUUGGGCAAGUACUGUUACCGUUUCUGUUGAACUUGGUGCGUUUCUUGUUUUUUUUUUUCACUAGUUCAAUUACUGUUGGUUUCGAGCUGGGUUUGUCAGUUUGUGAUCUGAAGAGCUUGAAGCUGGGAAUUAGGGAUUUGGGUGCUUGAAUUAUUACUGUUGGGUUUGAAUUUCUGGUUUUGGGGUUUAUUUGGUAUGUGGGUUGUUCUUAAUUGGAACCAUGGAUGCGUCGGAGUGCUGUUUCUUGACUUUUGGGGGCGAACUGAGGCUGAUUAAGUGAAGUAUUUAGGUUUUUGUUUGGGGGUUUUGAGCUGCGAUUUGUGACAAGGUUUCACUUUCUGUAAUCUGUGCUGUUUUUGCUGCCGUUGCCUGAUUUGGGAUCUAUUGAGCUUGCGGAUUUGAUUAAUGGAGGCGAGAAUUGGGGGUGAAGCUCAUCAUUUCUUUGGCAUGGGAACUCAAGAUUUGAGGAGGUUGGGGAAGAGGAAUCUGGAAUGGGACCUGAAUGACUGGAAGUGGGAUGGUGAUCUUUUUAUUGCUAGCCAAUUGAAUCCAGCGCCUGAUGAUAACCUGAGCCGGCAAUUUUUUCCCCUGGGGGCAGGGAUUCCUGAGGGUGGGAAUUCGUCAAACAGUUCGUCAUCAUGCUCGGAUGAGGUGAGUCCUGGUACGGAGAAGGAAAAGAGAGAAUUGGAGAAACGAAGGAGGGUUAUUGUGGUUGAAGAUGACAAAUUGAAUGACGAGGCAGGUGGACUUACAUUGAAACUUGGUGGACAUGGAAAUGGGUACCCAGUUACUGAAAAGGAGUUGGGGACUUGGGAGGGCACGAGUGGGAAGAAGACCAAGUUUGUUGGAGUUACUUCAAAUCGCGCUGUUUGUCAGGUAGAGGAUUGUGGGGCUGACCUGAGUAAUGCCAAGGAUUAUCACAGACGGCAUAAAGUUUGUGAGAUGCACUCCAAAGCCAGUAGAGCACUUGUUGGAAAUGUUAUGCAGCGGUUUUGUCAGCAAUGCAGUAGGUUUCAUGCUCUUCAAGAGUUUGAUGAGGGGAAGCGAAGUUGUCGUAGGCGUUUAGCUGGCCACAACAAAAGGAGGAGGAAAACACAUCCUGAUGCCGCUGUUAAUAGUGGAAGUUCCCUGAAUGAUGAGCAGGCCAGCAGUUAUCUAUUGAUAAGUUUACUAAGAAUACUUACCAACAUGCAUUCCAAUAAAUCAGAGCAGACAAAGGAUCAGGAUCUGCUAUCUCAUCUUCUAAGCAGCCUUGCUAGCAAUGCUGGUGUGCAUGGGGGCAGAAAUAUAUCUGGACUGUUGCAGGAAUCUGCAGAUAUUCAGAAUAUUGGGGCUUCGGUUGAGAACCCAGGAAUCAUGUCCGCUUUGCUUGCUAAUGGUUCUCAAGGAGCUCAAAGACCUAAAAAGCAGCAAGUCACAGUACCUGCUUCUCAGAUGCCACAGAAAGGGGUUUGUGCAGCUUAUUCUAUGGGUGGAGAUAUACAAACCAUGUCAUCUUCAAAAGCUGGUACACUAUUCCCAAAUAAUGGCAGCGUUCCAGCCCGCUCAGAAGUCAGAGAUGCUACAGUGGAUAGGAUAAAGUUGAAUAAUUUUGAUUUGAAUGACAUAUAUAUUGACUCAGAUGACUGUGGGGAAGAUAUAGAAAGAUCAACGGUUGCUGUAGACCUUGGAGGUCAGUCUAUUGAGUGCCCGUUAUGGGUACGACAAGACUCUAAUCAGUCUAGUCCACCUCAGACAAGCGGGCAUUCUGAUUCAGCAUCUGCUCAAUCACCUUCUAGUUCCAGUGGUGAUGCUCAGAGUCGCACAGAUCGGAUUGUUUUCAAAUUAUUUGGGAAGGAACCAAAUGAUUUUCCUCUUGUUCUGCGAGCACAGAUUCUUGACUGGUUGUCGCACAGUCCUACAGACAUCGAAAGCUACAUUAGACCUGGUUGUAUUAUUCUAACAAUUUAUCUUCGUUUGGCCGAGUCUGCAUGGGAAGAGCUCUGCUGUGAUUUAAGCACCAGUUUAAGUAGGCUUCUGGGUGUUUCCGAUGACACUUUUUGGAGUACUGGAUGGGUAUAUACAAGGGUGCAGCAUCAAAUAGCAUUUAUAUACAAUGGUCAGGUGGUCGUAGACAUGCCAUUGCCUCUCAAAAGUAAUAAUUAUGCUAAAAUUUUAAGUGUCAAGCCUAUUGCAAUACCUGUGUCUGAGGAAGCUCAAUUUUCAGUUAAAGGCUUUAAUUUGUUUCGGCCUGCAAUGAGGUUACUCUGUGCACUAGAGGGGAAGUAUCUGGUCCAGGAAGCUACUCAUGAGUUAAUUGAGGGUGGUGAUAUGCUGAAGGAGGAUGAUGACCUCCAGUGCCUCAAUUUCUCCUGCUCCAUCCCAAUGGUGACUGGAAGAGGAUUCAUUGAGGUUGAAGACCAUGGUCUUGGCAGCAGCUUCUUUCCUUUUAUAGUUGCAGAGAAAGAUGUUUGUUCAGAAAUUUGUAUGCUUGAAAAUGCAGUGGAUUUUAGUGAGGUUAAUGAAGAUAUUUAUGGAAGAACUGGGAAAGUAGAAGCCAAGAAUCAAGCCAUAAACUUUAUCCAUGAAAUGGGCUGGCUUCUCCACAGAAGUCACUUGAAGUCAAAAUUGGGCCACUUGGAUCCUAGUUCAGAUGCCUUUUCUUUUAGACGGUUUAAGUGGCUUAUGGAGUUCUCCAUGGAACACGAUUGGUGUGCUGUUGUGAAGAAGCUCUUGGACAUUCUGCUUGAUGGAACUGUGGGUUUGGGAGAGCACACUUCCUUGAAGCUUGCACUCUCAGAGUUGGGUCUCCUUCACAAAGCUGUGCGGAGAAAUUGCAGGCAUCUGGUGGAGCUUUUGCUGAAAUAUGCCCCUGAGAAAGUUGCAGUUGAAUUAGAAUUUGAGCUCAAGCCUUCAGUUGAUGAAGGGCACGGUGAUCGAUUCUUGUUUAGACCCAAUGUUGUAGGCCCUGCAGGUUUAACACCUCUGCACAUUGCAGCUGGUAGAGAUGGUUCUGAGGGUGUUCUCGAUGCAUUAACUGAUGAUCCUGGGAUGGUGGGAAUCGAAGCAUGGAAGACUGCUCGGGACACCACCGGUUUCACACCCGAAGACUAUGCUCGUUUACGAGGACACUACUCCUAUAUCCAUCUGAUCCAGAGAAAGAUCAACAAGAGACCAGUAGCUGGGCAAGUGGUGCUCGACAUACCCAGUGUUCCUGUCGAUCUAAACACCAACCAAAAGGCAAAUGAUGCCCUAACCACCAGCACCCUCAGCUUUGAAAUUGCAAGAAUGGAAUCAAGAUCCCAGAGGCAGUGCAAGCUAUGUGAUCAGAAGUUGGCUUAUGGAAAUGCUAGAUCUUCUCUAGUGUACAGGCCAGCAAUGCUUUCUAUGGUGGCCAUUGCCGCAGUCUGCGUCUGCGUGGCUCUUCUCUUCAAAACCUCCCCCUACGUGUGUAACGGAGGAGACAGUCCGUUCAGGUGGGAGUUGUUGGACUAUGGAUCUAGCUGAUCUGAGAUUCACUAACUCAACCUUGGAUCCGAUAAAAACCCAGUAGGUGUAUGUAUUUGUACCUGUUUUAUAGACUGUAAAGUUUAGAUUUCGUGUAGAGCUGGUGCCUUGGACACCUUUCAAAUUCAUGCAAAAUUUGAAGAACACUGACCUAUUUAUUUAUGUAUCGGAGAAGUAAGAUGUGCCAUUUUGGCUGAUGUUUGCCAAA
Malania oleifera is the source of this 4026-nucleotide messenger RNA. Its product is annotated as squamosa promoter-binding-like protein 1. Lineage: Eukaryota; Viridiplantae; Streptophyta; Magnoliopsida; Santalales; Ximeniaceae. The transcript has 10 exons. Gene Ontology annotation, molecular function: DNA binding. Gene Ontology annotation, cellular component: nucleus. The record is from RefSeq and is a predicted model, not a curated record. Bases 738 to 3818 code for a protein of 1026 amino acids.